Messenger RNA from Ceratitis capitata (Mediterranean fruit fly), 4738 nucleotides. RefSeq lists its product as uncharacterized. Gene Ontology annotation, molecular function: protein binding. Bases 1270 to 4731 code for a protein of 1153 amino acids. The transcript has 6 exons. The record is from RefSeq and is a predicted model, not a curated record. NCBI's taxonomy places the organism in Eukaryota, Metazoa, Arthropoda, Insecta, Diptera, Tephritidae.
AGUGCAAAACGUCGUCGUGGUCGUCGCAAACGUAAAACGCAGAGUGGCCGAGUACAACGUUAAGCGAAAAGUUAAAAAUCAAUAUGAGUGCAACAUUUUCAUAGAAAAGCCAUUAUUUUCUCAAAUAUUAUGGCAAUAGAAAUUUCUAUCUAAUGAUAAGAGAAUUUAGAGUAAUCUAAAAAAGCUAAUAGAAGGCGAAAGUUAAAGAAUUUAAGGGAGAAACGAUUACGGAAAAUUUCAAAUUGGUGCCACCAAUAUCAGCUGAAAAUUCUGCGGGCAGAGUGGUAGCAGGGGAAGGAGAUAAAAGUGUGAAAAUAUUUUUCAGGUGCGUUUGAGAAAAAACGGUAAAGGCUUCCGUGAAACGGAAAACGGCCUACACGGUUAACGGUGAUAAUUUUUACAUGCAACCACGCGAACGACGGCUUGUGGAAAUAUGCGACAGCAGCGGAGAUAGUGCGUGUGUUAUUUGGUGAUGGAGUAAAUAAAAAGUAUUGCCACAAAACGAAGAGUGAGACGACUAAAAAUAUUUGCGUUGGCAAAUAAAUAACUGUAAAAAUAUAUAUAAAUAUAUGAAUUAAUGUACCACUUCGAUUUUCACUUUCGAAAAUGGCAAGCAAGCGAGCUAAAGCGAGCGUUCGAUUUUCCCUACUUACGAACUGAGCAAUAAUCACUUCGGUUUGGGUGGCGCAAGCCCCCGCUCUGCGCGUGAAAAAGAAGGUGUAAUAAAAAAAAAUAUUUAACAAUAAAAAAACAACAACACGCACAAGUCAACCACCGUCCAACCGUUAUACGCUACAUUAUAGUUUCCGCUAAGCAACUCUCCGUUGUCCAAACGUUUUGCGUGUGCUGACAUUUUGCCUCGAUCCCCGGUUGCCGUCACAGCCGCAGGACGUUUUGUUAUUGUCGCGUUAUGCCGUGCAGUUAAUAUUUGACCUACUCCCCGCGCGCAGCACUCCUCUCUUUCGCUCUCUCUUUAUACAAUAUAUCGGCGACUAGUGGACUACUCAUGCAACUCUCUUGCUAUACUUUUAAUCGACAAGUCAUUGUAAUUAUAGUAAUUUUCUUUUGCUAGCAUUGUUGUUGUGCUAUUGUUGUAGUUGUUAAUAUUUUUUUCUCGGCUGUGUAGAACGUGUGCUAGUACGUACGUUAGAAAUCAACUUUUCCAUACUCUUUAACAGAGUUAGCGCGUUUCGGAUUGGUUUUGGUCUUGGUGCUUUGUUUUUAGGCGGUGGCGGUGGUGUUAAUGUUAAGAACCGAAAAUCGAAAGCUAUGGCCUCUUCGCUGUUGGCCCUCAGUGAUUUAAUACGAUUCCAAUUGGAGCGCAUCAAACUCGAUGAAUUCACCUAUAAAGAUGAGUUGCAUUUGCUGCGCCAACUCUUGGCGCUCGAUAUGCCACAACCGAUGCACGCACUGCACUCUAAUGGUAGCAGUCAGGAGCAUAGUCAGCCGCCACAAGCGGGCGCUUCUACAUCCGCUUGCACACCAACAACUAUGGCGGCAACGUCUCAUGGCGCGCAGCAAGGACAAACGCAGUCGCAGCCGCAAUUACAAACUCACACGCAGACGCAAACACCUUUACGCUUGCAGGCGCCACAACAUCACCAACAUCAUUCCUCGACCCAACAGCAGCAGCAGCAGCAGCAGCACUCGUCGCAACAAUUUUUGCAAGCUUUGGCGCCUCUACCGCCGCCACCUGCAUCCAAUUCACCGGCGCCGCAAUACAAACCGAAGUCAUUGCCACAAAACCACUAUCCACCGCCGCCGACACAAAGUCAGAGUCAAUGUCAACUUAGCAGUGCGGCGUAUGGUCAACAGCAACAGCAGCAGUACAUACAACACCAACACCUACAACAAUAUGCGAGUCAUCACAACAGCCAUGGACACAGUCAGAGCCAACAAAAUCUCUAUCCACCCAGCAGUAGCAGUCAUCAAAGUCCGGUGCAAAAUCAACUCAGCUAUACGCAGAGCCAGAAGCAACGUCAAAAACAGCGACGCUUUCAACAGCAAAAUUCAAAACGCUCACAACAACCACAGGCGGGACAAAACCGCAACAAAUUACAAGGUGGUCAGCCGCCAACGACAGAUAGCGAUGGCGCGGCAACUGCUGAUGAGUCGAACAAUGCCGCCGGCGGCGCCAACAAUCAUCAGCAGUCCUCACCAUCACCAGGUGGUGGUGGUGGUGUUGGUGAUGGUGCAGGCGGAGGCGUCCGCUAUGGCGGUGGCGCCUGCAAUGGCGGUAUGGGCGUGCUCGGAAGUAGUGCCGAAAUGGCAGAUGAAGAGCUAGUGGGCGCAAUUGGUGGCGGUGGCGGCGGUGUGAUGUCAAAUGGUGGCAUUGGCGCCAGUGGCGGUAGUGAAGAUGGCUCCAGUGCCAGCAGCAAUGCUGACCUACAAAAGGAUUUCAAAGUCCAAGUACUCGAGUGGUUUCAACAGUUGUACGUCCAAACGGAUUCAUUCAGAUCGGACGAGGAGUCACAACGUGUCCGCGAGGCAGGCAAUAAUUGUUAUCGCAAGGAACAUCAUCCACUCAAAGCAUGCGAUCUAUAUACGGAGGCCAUAUUUUUAGCACCUGUCGAGGAGGAUGCAGACAAUACGACAGCGGCAAUGGCACAUGCGAAUCGUUCGACUGUGUUGCAUGACUAUGGCAUGUAUGAGGAAGCCUACGACGAUUGCCUGUGCGCUCUGGAGCUGGGCUAUCCCGAAGAGUAUAACGCGUUAAUCAAACUACGCCAAGCCGCUUGUGCCUUAAAGUUGCGUAACUUUGCGCUUUGCGAACUGCAUGUACACGAGCUGCUGCACAUGGAUCUCUCUGAGGCGUUUGAGGCGCGCACACACGAACUGUGGCACGAAUGCGAAGUGUUGAAAUCGGAAAAGAUCGACAUGGGCGUACAAACAGACGAUGAUUAUUAUAUGGGUGCAGCAUCAGCGGCAGUGACAGCGACGAUAGCGCCCCAACACAUAUUACAUGGGAGUUAUAGUAAUCGACUGAAGGUCUAUGAAGUCGCCUGGUCCGAUACGUCGAAUGCGAUUACAACGACACGUCGCGCGUACUUACGCGCCACCACAGACAUCGUCCGACAUAUGCCGAUCUUCAGCGAGGACGCCGCAGUAUUUGUUUCCAGCGGUCAAGCGCGCAUUUGCGACAACUGCGCCAUCACUCAGUUCAUACCGUUUCCAUGCGACUACUGUUCCAAUCGCACAUCCGUUUAUUGUUCGCGUAAAUGUCGUGCUCAACACUCAUCCAUACACGUACUCGAGUGCUUCGCCCACCAGAUUGAGCUGUUCGAAGAGUUCGGUGAUGCGUUUGCCAAACCACGUCUACUACAGCUCGCCUUUCGUAUGCUUAUCACCGGUUUGCCGCAAGUAAUGCCACAUUGUCGCAAACGGCCGACGGUGAAUAAGAUGUGGAAUGCCUUUAAUGGCAUACUUACCGAACGUACGGAUAUACCCUAUUCAGCGCUAUUGCGCCUCGAAACACACCUCGAUAAAAUCGAUACUGAGACGACUGUUUCACUUGCCAUUGCUGCGCACAUACUCGCCAUCUAUUUGGCAGAAUGUACGGACUUUUUCGAACAUCUAGAUCUCAUGAUGCCCGCCACAACGAAAUUGGCACGCAGCGAAUGGAUAUUACUCUCUGCCGCGUUACUCUUACGUCACAUCGGUCAACUGAGGCACAAGAAUCUCAUACACUGCCCGUCCUUUGUGCUGCCAGCGGAUCCGCAUAUACUCUCACCCCUGCACGAGUACAGUUUGUGGUCGGGCGUGAAACAUGUGCGGCAAGGUCAACUACAUUUAUUGGCCGGCGAUGUGGCGUGCGUUGCUUAUGCUGUCUACCCACAAACAUUAAGCCUGUGCCGGCAAUCUUGCACAGGUCAAAUCUAUCGUAAACAUUCGGGUCGUCAGGUGACCGCCUAUGCCACUUGUGACGUUUUGCUGGGUGCAUGUAUUACCAAUUGCUUCGUCUACGCUGGUGAUUAUCGACAAUCGUUGCACGAGACACGGAGGCAAGACCUAAAGGCGCGAGGGAUCGACUGCAAGUGCGACAAGUGCUUUCGUCCAUAUCCGGAUGAGGAUUUUCAUAAAUUUCAUCGCUAUCGCUGUGAUAAUCCAAAGUGUAUGCAAAUAUUCACACCAAACGCCAGCGAUUUGAAAUAUACACGCAAUCUACGCUGGUGGCGCAGUCCAUAUUAUAAGCACCCAAACAACGAGGGCACCGAUCUAUUGGUGUGUAACGUUUGCGGCGAAACCCAAAAAUUGGAAUGGUUUUGGACAUUCAAUGCUGCACUUAAUGACUGUGAUUCGGUGGAGGUGCGUUGUAAGUUGUAUGCGGCCGUUGAGCGGGCCGAAACGCAACUCGUUGAAAUGAACGAGUGUAAAGUCGCUUUGGCGCGUCAAUUAUGCGAGCAAUGUUUAUUGAUGCAUCGAGAGGCUCAAAAACCACUGGAUGAUUGGGAAUUCAAUAAACUUGGCUCCAUUAUGCGUAAUGCUCUAAAUAUUGUUGCUGCACAAUAUAGUGUCUUUAGCAUAGAAUAUAUACAACACAUGUCCUAUUUUUGGGAUAUCAUGGCACUUAGCAAUUACAAAUGCAGCGAUAAGGAACUGAUGCAAAUGUUACAAGCCCUCGAAUACAUACCAGACGAAUACAAAGAAAUUUUUAUUAACUACUAUGAUGACUUCAUAACACCGAAAUUCGCUGAGGAAACUUAUACCAGUCUGAUGGAUACGCAAGUCUAAAAUACAA